Saccostrea echinata is the source of this 1239-nucleotide messenger RNA. RefSeq names its product lathosterol oxidase-like. Bases 188 to 1057 code for a protein of 289 amino acids. The record is from RefSeq and is a predicted model, not a curated record. The transcript is spliced from 5 exons. Gene Ontology annotation, molecular function: oxidoreductase activity; iron ion binding. NCBI's taxonomy places the organism in Eukaryota, Metazoa, Mollusca, Bivalvia, Ostreida, Ostreidae.
AAGUGUAAACACCAUCUGCGAUUUCUAAAUCGGUCAUGAUUUCUUUGAUUGAAUUAUAAAUUGUUUGUUUGACAAAACUGAAGAAUUGGAGAAAUUUGAAAGUACAAAGUUGUAGCAGCUAGAAACCAUUAAGAAAUAAUAACAAGGUAGUAAAUUUGGUAUUUUUACCCGUGUACAUGUACACAGGAUGGACCUAGUACUCAGUUACGCAGACAAGUUUGUCCUGACCCCUUAUGUGUACCCCUCCACCUGGGCUGAGGACUCCCCUUUAAGACAGAUACUUAGCCUCCUCCUGAUCAGCAACAUCGGGGGAUACAUCCUCUACUUCAUGACCGCCACUCUCAGCUACUUUACCAUAUUUGAUUCCAGGUUGAUGAAACAUCCAUUGUUCCUCAAGGACCAGAUAAAAUUGGAGAUAUUGUACACAAUCAAGUCAGUUCCUCUUAUGUCCCUUCCUACAGUUGCAUUAUUUUUUAUUGAGGUCAGAGGUUACAGCAAACUCUAUGAUACUGUCCCCAAUUCCUUUGCUGGCUGGUGUAGCAUCCUAUUUAGCAUAGUGAGCUUUAUUUUAUUUACUGAUGCCUGUAUUUAUUGGAUCCAUCGAUUUCUUCAUCAUAAACUUAUCUACAAAUACAUCCACAAAGACCACCACCGAUGGAAGAUCCCUACUCCUUUUGCCUCCCAUGCAUUUCACCCCCUGGAUGGAUUCCUCCAGAGUUGUCCCUACCACAUCUACCCUUUCCUAUUCCCAUUACACAAAGUGACCUACUUAUGUCUAUUUGUGUUUGUAAACAUCUGGACAGUGUCCAUUCAUGAUGGAGAUUAUCGGGUGCCUGGCCUUCUGAAGCCACUCAUCAAUGGCUCCGCCCACCACACUGACCACCAUCUGUUCUAUAAUUACAACUACGGCCAGUUCUUUACAUUGUGGGAUAGGAUAGGAGGCUCAUUUAGAAACCCUAGCUCUUAUGAAGGAUGUGGCCCCAUCAAAGACAUCGUCAAGAAAGAUAACUCUAAUGGGAUUGAACCAAAUGGAGAGAAGAUGAAAAAAGAGGAAUAAUCAAUUUUCUUUCACAAUUUAUUUAUUUAAAGAUUGAUUUUGUUGAAAUGGAGAUAUUUGUUUGUUGUUUUGCAAUGAAUUGUACACUUGAUAUUUCUGAGUGACUGUCAAGUUAAUUAUGUAUUUUAGCCUCAGUUGUUUAACUUUAUAUUCAGUUGACAUAUAUAUUUAUGUUUUAUUUG